Molecule: messenger RNA, 2998 nt
Organism: Zea mays
Lineage: Eukaryota; Viridiplantae; Streptophyta; Magnoliopsida; Poales; Poaceae
Product: beta-galactosidase 7
Exons: 20
Coding region: 97-2565 (822 amino acids)
Biological process (GO): carbohydrate metabolic process
Molecular function (GO): carbohydrate binding; hydrolase activity, hydrolyzing O-glycosyl compounds
Source: RefSeq, a predicted model, not a curated record
AGAACAAAAAGCCUAGCACAACGCCAGCAGCACACACGUUACCUGCGGCGCGCAGAUAGCAGCCGCAGCAGCAGCAGUAACACAAGACGGGCAGAGAUGACGGGCGCCGGCGUCGCGACGGUGGCCAUGGUUGUGGUCGCCGCGUUAGCGGCGGCGGGAAGAGGAGCGGGGGGCGAAAGAGGCAACACGACGGCCGGCCGCGGAGAGGUCACGUACGACGGCAGGGCGCUGAUCCUGGACGGCGCCAGGAGGAUGCUCUUCUCCGGCGACAUGCACUACCCUCGCAGCACGCCUGAGAUGUGGCCGGACCUCAUAGCGAAAGCCAAGAAAGGCGGCCUGGAUGUCAUUCAAACAUACGUCUUCUGGAACGCACACGAGCCUGUUCAGGGGCAGUUUAACUUCGAGGGAAGAUACGACCUGGUGAAAUUCAUCAGAGAAAUACAUGCCCAAGGUCUCUAUGUAAGCCUCAGAAUAGGCCCCUUUGUCGAGUCGGAGUGGAAAUACGGAGGCUUACCCUUUUGGUUACGUGGUAUCCCUAACAUUACAUUCAGAUCUGACAACGAACCCUUCAAGAGGCAUAUGCAAAAGUUUGUUACCAAAAUAGUGAACUUGAUGAAGGAUGAAAGACUAUUCUACCCACAAGGAGGCCCCAUAAUCAUAUCACAGAUUGAAAAUGAAUAUAAGCUAGUUGAGGCUGCAUUUCAUUCAAAAGGGUCGUCUUAUGUUCACUGGGCAGCGGCAAUGGCAGUAAAUCUACAGACAGGUGUUCCAUGGAUGAUGUGUAAGCAGGAUGAUGCCCCAGAUCCAAUUAUUAAUACCUGCAAUGGGCUCAUCUGUGGGGAAACAUUUCCAGGGCCAAAUUCGCCAAACAAACCAGCUUUAUGGACAGAAAACUGGACAUCUCGCUAUCCUUUAUAUGGUCAAGAUCAAAGAUAUAGAUCAGCAGCAGACCUUGCCUUUGCAGUGGCACUGUUUAUAGCGAGAAAGAAAGGGAGCUUUGUAAACUACUACAUGUACCAUGGUGGAACAAACUUUGGAAGGGUUGCAUCUUCCUAUGUAACAACAAGCUAUUAUGAUGGAGCCCCUCUUGAUGAAUAUGGAUUAAUAUGGCAACCGACAUGGGCUCAUCUCAGAGAACUGCACGCUGCAGUAAAGCAAUCUGCAGAGACAUUACUUUGGGGAGCAUAUUCUAAUCAUUCAUUUGGUCAACAACAAGAGGGGCAUGUUUUUGCAACAGAUUCUGGGUGUGUGGCUUUCCUGGUAAACUUUGACAUGCAUAAGGUAUCAACCAUUCAAUUUGGUGAAGGGGUGUUCCAGCUAGCUCCUAAGUCCAUCAGUAUCCUCUCACAAUGCAGGGAUCUAAUAUUUGAAACAGGCAAGAUAAAUGCUCAGCAUGGUUUAAGAACAGCACAGGUAGUGCAACCUCUCAAUCAUGCUCAUAGGUGGAAAUUAUUCAAAGAACCAAUUCCUGCAGUACCAAGCAAAAUCUCACAUGUCAAAAACCAGCUAUGCGAACACCUCUCAACUACAAAAGACGAAACAGAUUAUCUCUGGUACCUUUCCAUGUACAACUCUAGAAGAAAUGAGAAUGGUGACUUAGUGCUUAACGUUGAGGCACAUGCACAUAUUUUACAUGCUUUCAUUAACAAUGAUUAUGUUGGAAGUGUGCACGGGAGUCAUGAUAAACCUGGCAACAUCGUUCUUAAUGUAUCUAUUUCACUAAGGGAAGGACAAAACUCCAUAUCCCUGUUAUGCGUCAUGGUUGGUUCACCGGACUCUGGCGCAUAUAUGGAGAGAAGAACCUUUGGAGUGCGAAAGAUGAGCAUAAAACGAAGACAGCAGAGACCACAUUCCAUAAACAUUGAGCUGUGGAAACACCAAGUUGGUUUAUAUGGAGAAACAAAUAAAAUCUACACAUCUGAAGGAUCAUCUCAUGCAGAAUGGACUGCAUUUAGCAAAUCCAUACAUCUGCCACUUAUCUGGUAUAAGACAACAUUUGACGCACCAUGGGGAAAUGAUCCUGUGACAUUGAACCUAACUAGUAUGGGAAAGGGUGAAGUGUGGAUUAAUGGACAGAGCAUUGGACGGUACUGGGUCUCCUUCAAAACCCCCAGUGGGCAAUCUUCUCAAUCCAUGUAUCAUAUACCUCGAUAUUUUCUGAAGACUGGAGAGAACCUCCUAGUCCUCAUGGAGGAAACUGGUGGCGACCCACUACAGAUAACAGUAAACACAAUGUCCAUUACCAGAAUCUAUGGUACUGUCAGCGAGUUCUCUACACCAUCUCUCUUGUCACGCGAAAAUCAUCCAGCUGUUCACCUCCGAUGCGAGAAAGGCAAACACAUAACAGAUAUCGAAUUCGCAAGCUUUGGAAAUCCUGUCCAAGACUGCAGAGGGUCUGGACAGAGCUGCCAAGGAAGUUGCCACGCAGAAAUAUCUGAAUUCGUUGUGAAGAAUGCUUGCCUAGGAAGAAGGAAGUGCGUCCUUCCAGUAUGGGCAAACAAGUUUGGAGGUGACCCAUGCCCUAGAAUUGAAAAAUCCCUUUCUGUUGCGGCGAUCUGUGGAUGAAGAGAAGAUGAACCACUUCAAUCAAGUUGUGAAUAAUCAACAAUGCAGGAGAUUCCAUAAUCAUAUCACAGAUUGAAAAUGAAUAUAAGCUGGUUGAGGCUGCAUUUUCCAUUCAAUCGGGCCACCUUAUGUUAACUGGGCAGCGGCAAUGGCAGUAAGUCUAUGGGAUAGUAGCUUAUAUUGGGCCCACUACAUAACCCUGGUUGUCAAGCUUAGACUUCAUCACCUUCUACACGCCUCAGGGCUCAGGCUGUACACUAGAGUAGCAAAGCUGGACAGUUAUUACCAUGUUUCCGUGUACAUGUCCAAGAAGUACACGCUUCAGGCUUCCAGUCAAUGAAAGUAAGAGAAACCCAGACGAACCACUUAUGUGGCGUCGCAGAUCAAAUCUUCAGUGGUUCUCAUUCUGUAUCUGAUGGAAAAGAAAAAACCA